UAAAUGGAUCAGAUAACCUAACCUUUAGAAUAUAUGGGCAUGAGAAAGGUCUGACAGGAGUGUGCGCGUGUGUGUGUGUGUGUGUGUGUGUGUGUGUGUGUGUGUGUGUGUGUGUGUGUGUGUGUGUGUGUGUGUGUGUGUGUGUGUGUGUGUGUGUGUGUGUGCGCAGGCUGAUGUGUGCUCAGUCUGUCUGUCUAAUAGAGUGACCCCCCAGCACGCUGUUUAAAGGGAAGACAAGAGAGCUGAGUCAACGAAUCACAAGGAGACGGAUGCAACAGUUGAUGUGCGCAAGUUGCACAGUUUUCUUGUAUUUGGAGACGGCCUGCACACACGGAGGAUGGUGGCUUUGAUCUGUGUAGAGGAAAGAUUGGAUGUUUUGUUGCUUUAAAAUCCCCUCAUCUGUCAGGUAGUCCAAUCCAAAAAAUUAAACAGAAAGAUCUGCGCGUCUGAAAAGCAGUGGGUGUUAGUUGUAGGCUGUCCACUCGUGCGUCUUUCUUACCAAAAUGGACAUUUGGACAGAAAUGCAUUCGGAGUUGAAGCGGGGAUUUCGGAUGGUCUGCGGCGGCGAGUAGCAGUGCAGUCUGCACCAAUAUGCAUCGGAUUCUGCAGAGGAGGCGAGUGCGCAAGCUGCGGGUCGUCUGGGCUUCUCUGGCCCUGGUGGCUCUGUCUCUGGCCGCAUGCAGCGCGCUGUUUACGGCGUGGACUUGGCGACAAACGCGGGACCUGUCUCAGUCCUUUAAGAUCCUGCAGGACCGACUGGAGCAGGUCAAUACACAGAGGAAGGCCAUUGUUCAGCUCAUUCUGGAGAAGAGAGAGCUGCUGGUGGGGCAGAGAGUGAAGAGAGAUGGGGGGACGGUGCGAGGGAGGAAUGGAAAUGGAAAGAAAGCGGCGUCUCAUUUUGAGAUAACCAAAGUCUCCUCUCAGCAAGUGGGAGAGGGUGGUGUGAUAAAGGGUUGGGAAGAGAGGACGUUGAAUAUGAGUAAAGCGGUGAGGUACAACAAGGAACAAGGCACCUUCACUGUGGAGAAAGCAGGCGUCUACUUCCUGUUCUGCCAGGUGUUGUUCAAUGAGCAGCAGUCUCAGUAUGUGAAGUUGGAUGUGGUGACCAGCGGCCAGAGGCCUCAGAAGCUGCAGUGCAUGGAGGGUUAUGGGACGACCCCCUCUGCCGGGCCACACCCUUUCCACUUCCUGAAGCCCUGCCAGGUGUCCGGCCUCCUGCGACUGGACAAAGGCACGGAGCUGCAGGCUAUCACAGGCUCGUCCUUCAGACUCCAAACUUUGGGCAAUCCUUCAGCCUCGCCUCAUGUCUUCAGCAUCUUUAAAGUCAACUGAAGCCUGGAAUCAUUUUGUACACAAACUUAUCUGAGAACAACACUUUUUUGUAUGGAUGAGAUUUUUUUUCUACAUGGUAAAACAGUCAUAAGCAGUCCUGGGCAUCACAUCAUGCUACAGCCUCUUCCCAAAGAUGUUAAUUUGAAAGACAAACCUGACAUUUGUGGAAGUUGUUGUGGAAUUUGUAUUUGGACAGCGGUGCUGUUUUGGAACGCAAAACACAGACUUUUGGAUUAAAACCAACACCCAAAGUGGACGAAAUGCCUUUAUGAAUGUCUGCCGAGAGAACAGAUGUGAUGGAAGCUGUUCUGUAGAUAAAGGGCUUCAUAUAAAAAGAAAAAAAUACUUGGAUGUUCAUCUUAGCCUUCGUAUCAUGUAAUAAAUUGUGCUUACACUCUGUUUAUAAGACUGACAGUAGUGCUGUGCAUGCACCUUCAACUUUUAUAUCACCGGUGCCUCAAGAAGCUGAGAGCACGUCUGCAAGCGUCAGAUCUCGACACUAUAAACAGCCUACAUGAGUUGUCAGUGAUAUUUUAUACAAUGCAGCGUCUGUGCGUGUAUAAUCUAAUGAAUCAGACAAUUCUUGUUUAUACUGAUUUUAUGAUCUCAACAAUGCAAUGUGUGUGAAAUUACUGCAAGCCUUAUCUUCAAAUAGUUUGUAUAUACUUCACACAUAUUUUACAUAUGUGCAUAUCAAGUUAGGAGCUGGCAAAGAAAGGGGAACAUUUAAAAUAACAUGGAUGUGAAUUUGUGGUUUUUUCUACCGUCAAAUUUGAUUGUAAGGUAUUUUCAUGUAUAGUAUUGGCUUUACGUUUGGAAAGUAGUUGCAAGUUAUAGUAAGCGUACAGCUUUAAAUACAGCUUUAUCUCUCUUUACUGCCGUUGUUAUCUGUUUGAUGACACAAUAACCAUCACUUCCAAGCCGUCUUGUAAAUCAUCAGAUAACUGUUAACUUACCAUUAAGAGUCAGUCAUUAAAUAGUGGGAGGGGGAGGCCCUCAUAUGUCCAAAGCUAUAGCUAUAAGCUAAGUAAACGCUGAUAUUAAAUAUUACACAGAUUUUGAAUUGAAAAAAUAACAUUGCCUGGGAUUUUCUGAUUCUGUGACAAGUAGAUCCUCAGGAAAAGUCUUAAUACCAGUAUAGUAUUAAGAAUAGUAUUAAGAAUAGUCUUGAUAUAAGCCUAUAGCAAAACAAGAGGACAAUGUGUGAAAAUGAGCAGCAUUCCGAUGUAUUGAUGUAAAUUUACACAAAUAAUUUACUCACCAAGCUAAAUGCUAAUGUCAGCAUGCUAGCAUGGUCACAUGUUAACAUGCUGAUGUUUAGCAGGUAUUAUGUUUACCAUGUUCACCAUCUUGUUGUAGCAUGUUAGCAUGCUAAAAUGUUGCUAAUUAGCACCAUACACAAUGUACAGCUGAGGCUGAUGGGAGUGUUUUGCAGGUAUUUGGUCAUAAAACAAAAUAUUGCACCAAUUAAAAUUUUGACCUGAUGAUGGUGCUAGAAAAAAAGUUAAGGGGAUCACCAAAGUCAUUAGGAUUCAUCCUCUGGGGAACAUGAAUGUCUGUGCCAAAUUUCAAUCCAAAAGUCAAUCCAUCAAAUAGUUCAGUGUGAACCAAAGUGGUGAACUGACCGACAGACAUUGCCAUCCGUAGAGGCACACCGUUAGUAUUGCUAAAAAUAAACAAUAGAAUAUAUUUUGUAUGUUUUUUGUCCUCCAGUGACUCAAAUUUAAUUAGUUUCUCAAAGUCAGAAAUUAAGAAUUUGUCCCAGCCAAAACACAGCUCUGAAAUAAUGUGGAAAAGAUCCAACCUGCACCCAUGGGUCUGGGAAAACACUCUGCUGUUUAUUGUCAAUGGAGCAGCUCUGGGUGAUAUAUACACAUCUUGAUAACCUCGCAGGCAAUAACUAGAAAGUUAUUCACACGUUAAGCUCCUGAUUUUUGUUCUGAUAGGUUUCUCAGUCACAUUGUAAGACCGCCACUUCUUUAUUUUGAUCUCUUUUUAGAAAUUAAACUUCUUCCAUUCUCUCAUAUGCUGCUGCUGCUUUCUGUAAUAUUCUCUGCUACAAAACAAACUGUGUGUAUUUCUAGCAGUGGGUUCAGCACUCCCACUCUUGUUUAUAAGUAGUUUUUGUGGACGGACCGCAUUGGUUUCUCCUCAGCACUUUAUUGCAGCGAAUGUAGUGUUUUUAAUUGGAGCCAAACAUUCAUGUUUUCAAAUGGAAAAAUGUCAGAUUUUGAAGUGUAGACAUUAUAUCCUGUUUGAUUUCCUCAUCGUUUUCCUCUCCCUUUUGUGUCUCACUCAUUCCCCCCACCACCACCACCCGCACACACCACUCAUAUUUCCCUGUCAGCACCAAUCAGACUGCGCACGCACACACACACACACAGACAGACUGAAUCCCCUGAGUGUCCUCUGCACACACGCACGCACACACCAGCAGCCAUCUAAAUUUUCACUUCCUGAAUCUGAACCUGAACCACAUAGCUGAAGGUCUUUGAGGAAAAACAUGCUUUGUCCCUCCACACACACCCACCCACACACAGUUUUACACACUUCCCUGCCCCGAUUCCUAUUUUUCUAAAUGUCAAAGUUUAUUACCACCUCGGAAAAUCUUGUGAAGUCUUCUGAAGAAGUUCUCUGUAAAAUGAUGAUGUAUGCAAUGCAAUUUCUUCUCCUCUCACUCAUCAUAAAUGUUGGAUAAACUAUUUUUUUUUGUUUUUGAAGAGCUAUACUUUCAAAUUUGCUUCAUGAAAAAGCCAAGAAAAAACGGGAUAUAGAAUAAAGCUGCACUAAUCAAUA
Molecule: messenger RNA, 4128 nt
Organism: Siniperca chuatsi (mandarin fish)
Lineage: Eukaryota; Metazoa; Chordata; Actinopteri; Centrarchiformes; Sinipercidae
Gene: tnfsf12
Product: TNF superfamily member 12
Exons: 7
Coding region: 592-1332 (246 amino acids)
Biological process (GO): immune response
Cellular component (GO): membrane
Molecular function (GO): tumor necrosis factor receptor binding; receptor ligand activity
Source: RefSeq, a predicted model, not a curated record